Molecule: messenger RNA, 2967 nt
Organism: Seminavis robusta
Lineage: Eukaryota; Bacillariophyta; Bacillariophyceae; Naviculales; Naviculaceae
Source: the annotation of a GenBank genome assembly
AUGGAGGAUGCCUUCCAUUUUGACGUGUCGACCAAUGACGGUCUCUUAAAGAUGCAUGAAGAGGUCACACAUGGUGGCUUUGUGGCGGUUCGUCAAGGCAAAGGUGGACUGCGAAGUUGUAUUUUUCUGGAAUGGAACGAUGCAGUGCUCUUCUUGGACGAUUGUCCCGGUGCACAGUAUUCCGUGUUUGUCAACAUUCAAGACGCGUUGCUCUACACACAACAAGGUACCGGUAGACAGCAGCAACCACAGCCACGAAAACUCCCACAUGAAAGAACGGAAGAACCCAUCCUCAACGACAAUGAGAAGAAUCAUCCAAGUGAGACACAUCAUGAGCAGCAGACUGAUCCAUCAGCUGAACCUGCAAGAACCAAGCGAAAGCAUCCUGAUGACAAUGAUGAUGACAAUCUGGAUGAUGGCUUUCUAUCCAUUGAGAAUCUAUUGGGCAUGGAGGAUGACAAGGAGAAGUCAGAAUAUGAAGACGAUGAUGACCAACCAGUGGCUCAAUUGCGAACAACACAGGCACUGACCAAUCGUCGCGGGCGGCAAUCUUCAGCUCGCAAGAGAUUGUCCACCGGCAACAACUUUGAAACAACAACAAACAAGAAAAAAUCAACUUCCAAGAACAACAAGAGUAAGUCGGUUGAAAUCGUUGUCCAAGACCCGACGCCUUGUGAUGAUCCUCCCAAGAACGACGAAAAGGAACCAACCAAGCGAGGACGUGGUCGACCACGUAAGAAUUCUUCCACCAAUAGCAGCGAUUCACCUACCGGUAGCAACAACAAACGAAAGCGUCAAUCCUCCUCUAGUACUGCGAACGCAUCAGCCGCACCAGACGAAACGGAUGACGAAGGCUACGAAACCGAAGGAGGAACCAGUCGAAGAUACAUGAAACCCAACAAGAAAUGGAACAAAAUGUACGCGGCGCUCAAGGAGUUCACUCUACAACAUGAUGGGCAGUUCCCCGUACGAGCCAACCCGAGUGGUAGCAACAAGAGCAAGCAAAAGAAGAGCAGCAACAACAAUCCAGCUGGAGCCAAUAACAAUGCAGCCGAAGGGAGUCCUUCGCAAGACGCGGAUGCCAACGGCACUGCAAAUAGUACGAACGAGGACGUCGUCCAUUGUGGCGAUGACAGUGCCGUGGAUGAAAUGGUCAAGUGGAUGGAAACACAACGUUAUCAUUAUCGUAUCAUGAAGGAAGGAAAGAAAGCGUGCAUGAAUCCAAUCAAAAUACAGUUGCUACGAGACAUCCACUUUGACUUUAAGUACUACAGUUGGGAUGAUUACUUUGAUCAGCUACGGCAAGUCAAGGAAGGUUUUGUACAGCAACAACAGCAACAACGAGACAACAACACAAACAACAAUAGUGCCAGCAAGGAAAGUUUAGAACAGUAUCUCGACAAGAUUCUGGUCCAUCCCUUUUGCAACCAUCGAUACGAAGGUGACAAGGAGGAGAACAAUGCUGACACUGACAACCACAACCAUGACGACGACGACAACAACCAACAACAGGGAAAGACGAACAUUAACUACAAUAAUCUUGGCAAAUGGUUCUACAAACAGCGAGAACAAUGCCGGCUUUUUCUGCAAGGCAAACCAUGCUCCAUCAGCAAGGAACAAAUGAAUCAGUUAUUUGCUCUACAGGUUUGUGAUCCCGGCAAAUUGGUACAGCCCAAACCCAAAAAGAUGAAACGAUCCGUCGCCAUCAAACAAGAAAAGGCCGAACAGCAUCGACAAGAAAAGCAAAGUCAAGAUGAAAAGAACUUUGAACGCAUGUUUCGAGAAUUGGUCCAGUACAAGCAGCAACACGGAACUUGCCAUGUACCAAAGUCCCUCAACAAUGCGCUGUCCAAGUGGACCAUUGCCGUCAAGAACAUGUAUCGACGUCAAAGGCAGCAGAAUCAAAACGAAGAUGGUACCGAUGACAAUGACGAAAACAACAAUAGGUCAGCAGGCAAAAAGCGCGCCCCGUCCGUGCUCACAACAGCUCGCAUCCAACGACUGGUCGAGCUGGGCUUUAUCUUUGCCAUGACGGAAAAAUCGCCGUACCUCAAAUUUCCCGAAUGGGUCGAACGACUGAAAGCGUUCAAGGAACAGCAUGGACACUGUCGUGUCCCUCACGACUUUCCACAAGAUCCUGGGCUCUCGGCAUGGGUGCACCGACAACGGAACGAGUAUCGCAAGUACACGGAACAACUCGAGCUGGGAGAGGAGGUCCUGGCCGCGCGACCCUACGCCAGCAAGUACGAAGCCAAGUCCACACUGACACCCGAGCGGAUUGCCACGUUGAACGAAAUGGGCUUUCUCUGGCAAGUCGCCAAACGUACUGGAAGUUUCUUUGGUACCGAUCGCAAGAGUUGGGAUGAACGGUUCCAGGAGUUGAUGGAAUACAAGCGCGUGCACGGGCACACGUUGGUCCCUCAAGCGUAUCCCAAACUAGGGGAAUGGGUCAAGCGGCAACGUAGGUGCUACAAGUUCCUUCAGGAAGGACGAAAGAACCCCAACAUUACCGCUGAACAGGCGCAGCGCCUGAAGGAGAUUGACUUUGUGUUCGAUGUCAGAAAGCAGCAACGACUGCAAAAGGCUGAAGAGGAGUCAAAGCAGCAAGAAGAACAAAAGCUCCAAGAAACCCGAGAGCAGCAGCUCUUGAUGGAACAGCGAGAGCAGCAACUAGCACUCCAACAACGCCAACAACACGAACAGCGUCAACAAGAGCAGCAACAACUCCACCAAGAACAGCAUCAAAGGUUCUUCCACAUGCAUCACCUACAGCAGCAACAUCAACAAGGAAUGAUACAACCACAAAUGCAGCAUCAUCUGCACCAACAAACACAGCCGUCAAAUAUACAUCCGCAGCAGAUGCCAAUGCCUGGGCACAUGCAACAUCCGCAACAGACACAGCCUCACCUACCUGUAUUGCAACAACAGCAGCAUCCGCAACAAGGAAUCCUGCAGCCAGACUGGUAA